AUGGUGACUAAAUCAUGGUUCCGAAAUUUAUGGACAACUUCCAAGAAAUCCGACUCCCAAGCACACAAAUCACAUAUUGCGGUUUUGGCGUUCGAAGCCACUAGCCUUAUUACCAAACUCCUCCACCUAUGGCAAUCUCUCACCGACAAGCAAGUCGCGAGAUUAAGCGACGAAAUAACAAAUUCGGCCGGCAUCAAAAAGCUCGUCUCGAAAAACGACGACUACAUUGGCCGGUUAAUAUGCACGGAGAUGAUGGAGAAUUUAUCCCACGUGGCACGAGCUGUCUCUAGGCUGUCGGAAAAGUGCAACGACCCUCUCUUGAGGAGCUUCGAGCAGGCCUACAGCGAUCUAAUAAAAAACGACGCGGACACUUUGUAUCAAGAGAUGGAAACUCUCGCGGAUCUCGAGCAGAUGUUGAGGAGAAUGAAAGGCAGUGAUAAUCUGGAUAGCAUAACGUUGGUCGAGUACGAGAAGAAGGUCGCGUGGAAAAAGUACGAAGUGAAGAAUCUAGAAGAGAAUUCCCUUUGGAGCCAAACAUACGAUUACACGAUCCUUCUUCUCGCUCGAACCGUAUUCACCGUUUUUGGAAGGAUCGAGCACGUUUUUGGAAUCAAUCAAGUGGCCGAUUUAGGAGUCAGAGAAUCUAAAAACAAAAGCUAA
This is a messenger RNA of Striga asiatica, 660 nucleotides long. The record is from the annotation of a GenBank genome assembly. Lineage: Eukaryota; Viridiplantae; Streptophyta; Magnoliopsida; Lamiales; Orobanchaceae.